Messenger RNA from Notodromas monacha, 2342 nucleotides. Lineage: Eukaryota; Metazoa; Arthropoda; Ostracoda; Podocopida; Cyprididae. The record is from the annotation of a GenBank genome assembly.
AUUUUUUGAUUUUUCAGGCUCAAUUUAUGCUGUAAAAUACUAUUAGAAUUGAAAUGUCUACUCGUGGUGCGGUAAUCGAAAGUGAUGAGACGGGUAAACAAUCGAAUGCUCAUCGCAGCGAGCUUCGACCGGAUGCCCGCCGUGAUGAUACUGAGAGAAAGAUCUUUGGUAUUCCGACUCGCACGCGAAGCGGAGAACCGAAGGAUGCUGUGGUUCUGCUGAAUGAAGUUACCAUGAAGCGGUUGCCGCCCGUGAAGCUGCUGUUGUACAAACAAGAUGCGGAUUCUAUUGUUGCGCUUUGCAUUGUCGGCAAUAAGAUUGUUGAAGCCCGCGGAAAACCGAAAGAAGCUCGUUUAUCUGCCAUCAACGAAAUGCUGAGCAAGUUGAGCCAUCACUGCGAAUCCGGGUACGCGUCUGAAAAUCCUCACUCGCCAUCAAGUAAUUCACAGCAAGUUCAUGAUUCGAGCGUCGAAGAAACGAAGGAUGAGCAAGAUCGACCUCGUGCAAAGUCGUCAUGGGGAAAGUUGAUGUCUCUAGCUCGAGAAAUGUUACCACCCGUGAAGUAUGACGUCCGUGUCGUGCGUCGCUCAACCGGCCCUCUGUUCAUCACUCGUUGUCGUGUGAAGCAUUUCGUUACGUAUGGUGAAGCUGCUGGAGUGAACGGGAAGAGGAAAUCGAAAAUCACUGCUGCUGAAGCGAUGCUUGAACGCCUGAAAACUCUUCCUCCGAUGGUUGUUGACUUGGAUGUUGACCUCGUGAAUCACUUGAUCAAAAGCUAUUUUGUAUUUUCCCAGGGUUCCGAAGAAGAAGACUAUCACUUGAUCAAUGCGCCGAUAUCGCGAGCUAUUACAGAGCGUUCCGUCCCUUCCAGAAAGGAAGUUAAAAGGGACAAGAUAAUCUUCAACCGUCUGUCGAUGAAUUUUCUUCGAGAGAUGGUUAAGGAUAACUUCUUCGAGGACCAUUUCGUAAAAGCAUUUUUGGGGGGUUCAUUUUUUGAUCAAGUUGAACUUGGAAGAGAUUACGAGGUUCUACUAGUUCUCUGGCAUUCGCCGAAUUUGAUGCCUAUGGACACCAUUGCAUCGGGUUCUCCAAAACUGCGAAUGAUUAGGCCGGAUUCGUUCGCUGAUGCUCUAAGCUGCAUGGAAUUUCUGGGUGAUCGUGGAUUUGUUCUUCCAUCGAAAGUUCUGGAUUGGUUCAAUGGUCUUGCGCAGCACUCAUCACAAAACUGUGUCUUGCCUCCGGGAAUGAAGGUCAGAGGAAGUACGGUUGAUGGAACUUUCGUCUUGAAGAUCACGGAUGAAGACGUUGAGUUCAGCGUGAAGCUAAAGCCGUGCUUCAUGUUUCCGUCUUUGACUCGUCUGCCGGCUUGCACCGUUGACCUAAAGUAUCUCAGCAAAGUCCUUGAUUCGGAAUGGUACAUGGUACCUGAACGUGUGAUGGCAGUUCAAGGUCAAUCUGCCAAACGUCAGACUCACUGGACCAUCGUUGCACCUGCUGGAGAACGGGAGAUAUUUCACGACACCCAGUGCUGCAAACCGCUUCUGCGUUUAUUUUACGACCUGAACGAGACAGAAGGUUGGAAGUUGCCGUUGUCUGCAUUAAAGAACAUGUUCAUCGACGAAGUCUUGCUUCAUAACGAGUUCGAGUUCUGGAAUUUCGCGGAUUGCGCAAGCCUUUUCAUCAUGAUGCUUUCGAAGCUUGAGUCUUGCUUGGAAUCCGGUCAUUUCCCGACUGUGUGGGAAUCUUCCGAGUUGAAAAUUGCGGAAGUGUUGUCAGUUCCAACUCUGAAGAAAGUCCUGAAAUUGCGUUCAAGCUGCCUUUCGUGCUAUCGUCGCGCUGCUCAGUUUUCUGACCCUCCGCGAAAUGCUGAAUUCCUGCAAGAGUUGUACAGUCUGCUGGCGUCGUCGAAAAAAAAAGCACGACUUGGAAAGAAAAUUGCCCAUGAAUGAUCUUUCCCAUCGUAUUUAAGUGUCUUGUAUAUAACGAAUUCUCCUGCAAAUCUGCUUGUGCCUUCUUUAUGGAAUGAGAAAAUUUUUUUUCCGUAUUGGUCUGCUUCGAACUGGAUAGAAGAGUUGCUUAUCGUUGAUCGAAUUUACUAUACGAUGUGAUUCAAAUGGAUGUAUUUGUCUGGGAUGUGCCGUAUUGGCUCUGGAAAAACUGUUAUUCCGAAAGCGCUGGAUGAUAUCGGAUGUGAUGCUGGGAAAAAUUGUGAGUGGUUCGAAUUGCUUUUGCCGGUAUGAAAAACUCGGUUUGAUUCAUUUGAUCUGUGAAAGUACUGUGAAACGAUUAGGUUGUGCUAAUGGGAGUUGGAAAUAAAGAGAGCUUCGUUCAACAUGGAUAAA